Molecule: messenger RNA, 1413 nt
Organism: Rhizopus microsporus ATCC 52813
Lineage: Eukaryota; Fungi; Mucoromycota; Mucoromycetes; Mucorales; Rhizopodaceae
Product: serine/threonine-protein kinase orb6
Exons: 6
Coding region: 1-1413 (470 amino acids)
Biological process (GO): intracellular signal transduction; peptidyl-serine phosphorylation
Molecular function (GO): ATP binding; protein serine/threonine kinase activity
Source: RefSeq, a predicted model, not a curated record
AUGGAUUAUACUUAUACCAAUCCACAACAUCAUGAGGAAGCUAAUAGAGGCUCAACAGAAGAAUUUCCUCGAAGUGUACUGGAUAGAGCCACAGCUGCAAAAUUACGCUUGGAGAACUAUUAUAAAACCGCUCUUGAACAAGCUCAUGAAAGAAACCAAAGACGCACUGAAUUAGAAACAAAAUUAGCUCAAGAAAACUGUAGUGAAGAAAAGAAAAAGAGACAACUUCAAUCACUAGGCAGAAAAGAAUCUCAAUAUCUGAGAUUAAGAAGAACAAGGCUUGGUUUAGAUGACUUUAUUACAGUAAAAGUUAUUGGUAAAGGUGCCUUUGGCGAGGUGCGUUUGGUUCAAGCAGGAGAUACGGGCAAAAUUUAUGCAAUGAAAACGCUUAAAAAGUCAGAAAUGCUAAAAAAGGAUCAGUUAGCUCAUGUCAGGGCUGAAAGAGAUGUCUUGGCCGAGGCAGAUUCACCUUGGGUUGUUCAGCUUUACUUUUCUUUUCAAGAUGCACAGUAUCUUUAUUUGAUCAUGGAAUUUUUACCCGGCGGAGACUUGAUGACCAUGCUCAUCAAGUAUGACACAUUUAGUGAACCGGUGACUCGGUUCUAUAUUGCAGAAAUCGUGUUGGCAUUAGAGGCUAUCCAUAAUUUGGGAUUUAUCCAUCGUGAUGUAAAACCAGACAACAUACUUAUUGACAAAGACGGCCAUAUCAAACUCUCUGACUUUGGCCUCUCUACCGGUUUCCACAAAACACAUGACUCUCAGUACUAUCAACGAUUACUCGAAGGUGCACAACAGAAUUCUUCUGAAGUUAUUAUUAAUCUGAACACACAAAAGGAGAAGAUUGCCACUUGGAAAAAGAAUCGAAGGGCACUUGCUUAUUCAACAGUGGGUACGCCCGAUUACAUUGCACCUGAGAUUUUCUUACAGAGAGGAUAUGGUAAAGAAUGUGAUUGGUGGUCACUCGGCGCCAUCAUGUUUGAAUGUCUCUGUGGUUAUCCUCCAUUCUGUUCAGAGAAUCCUCAUGAGACAUAUCGAAAGAUUAUGAAUUGGAAGGAGACGUUAAUUUUCCCAGAAGACCAACCGAUUAGUAGAGAAGCAGAAGACCUCAUCCGCAGGUUGAUAUGUGAUCAUGAGCAUCGAUUAGGUAGAAAUGGCGCUGAAGAGAUUAAAGCACAUCCAUUCUUUUAUGGCAUCAAUUGGGAGCAACUUCGAAAUGAAAGAUCCCCUCAUAUACCUCAAUUAAAGAGUAUCACAGAUACAAGUUAUUUCCCUAUAGAAGAAUUAGAAGCAGUACCAGAUACGAUCGAUAACCAAGCUUAUCAAACAGAUACUGUUAAUGCACAAAAAGAUCUUGCCUUUGUUGGCUACACUUUCAAACGCUUUGACUAUUUAACAAAAAAGAAUGUUUUGUAA